Molecule: messenger RNA, 1082 nt
Organism: Loxodonta africana (African savanna elephant)
Lineage: Eukaryota; Metazoa; Chordata; Mammalia; Proboscidea; Elephantidae
Product: folate receptor beta-like
Exons: 5
Coding region: 120-818 (232 amino acids)
Biological process (GO): sperm-egg recognition; fusion of sperm to egg plasma membrane involved in single fertilization; cell adhesion
Cellular component (GO): external side of plasma membrane
Molecular function (GO): signaling receptor activity
Source: RefSeq, a predicted model, not a curated record
GGACGGAGAUCACUGGGGACAGUCCAAGGACCUGGAACUGUUGCCAGCCUGGAGUGAGGCCAACCCAGACACAGCUGAGUGUGCUCAGGGCAGCAAAGGAGGUUCAGGAACAGAAAGACAUGGCCUGGGAAUUGACACCACUUCUGCUGCUUGUGGCCUUGGUAGCUGCCACGUCCAGUGCCCGGGACAGGACAAGCCUGCUCAAUGUCUGCAUGGAAGCCAAGUACCACAAGACAAAGCCAGGCCCCGAGGACAAGCUGUAUGGCCAGUGCAGUCCCUGGAGGAAGAACGCCUGCUGCUCAGUGAACACCAGCCAGGAGCUGCACAAGGACACCUCCCGCCUGUAUAACUUUAACUGGGACCACUGCGGCAAGAUGGAGCCUGAAUGCAAGCGCCACUUCAUCCAGGACACCUGUCUCUAUGAGUGCUCCCCCAACCUGGGGCCCUGGAUCCAAGAGGUGAACCAGAGCUGGCGCAAAGAGCGUUUCCUGGACGUGCCCCUGUGUAAAGAGGACUGUCAGAACUGGUGGGAGGCCUGUCGCACCUCCUACACGUGCAAGAACAACUGGCACAAGGGUUGGGAUUGGACCUCAGGAGUUAACGAGUGUCCAGUCGGGACCACCUGCCACACAUUUGAGUUCUACUUCCCCACACCUGCUGACCUCUGUGAGCGCCUCUGGAGUUACUCCUACAAGGCCAGCAACUACAGUCGAGGGAGCGGCCGCUGCAUCCAGAUGUGGUUUGACUUGGCCCACGGCAACCCCAACGAAGAGGUGGCGAGGUUCUAUGCUGAGGCCAUGAGUGGAGCUGAGGAGUGAGCCCUGCGAGACUGAGCCCCUCCUGCUCAGCCUGGCCCUAAUGCUUCUACUCUGGCUCACUGGCUGAGUCCAGCCCUGCUCAACCCUCCCCUCUGCCUGCCCUUAGCCUGGAUGACCAGGCUAGGCUUACUUCAGCUCCCACAGAUGAGGGAGCCCUACACAUGCCUCCAUCCAUUACCUAACCCUCCAUCCAUCACCCAGUUCCUGCUCUAAUGGUGGGGUUUGGGGUUCCCCAGCAGCCAGUUUUAAUAAAUAGAUGGACGU